This is a messenger RNA of Ctenopharyngodon idella (grass carp), 3234 nucleotides long. It is a transcript of the gene ppp1r3db, whose product is annotated as protein phosphatase 1, regulatory subunit 3Db. The coding region runs from base 320 to 1207 and encodes 295 amino acids. Gene Ontology annotation, molecular function: protein phosphatase 1 binding; glycogen binding. The transcript has 2 exons. Gene Ontology annotation, biological process: regulation of glycogen biosynthetic process. The record is from RefSeq and is a predicted model, not a curated record. Gene Ontology annotation, cellular component: protein phosphatase type 1 complex. Lineage: Eukaryota; Metazoa; Chordata; Actinopteri; Cypriniformes; Xenocyprididae.
GAAUGUAAAUUGAGAUCUCUCUGAAAUGUUAGCGCUAUGCAUUGUUUAUAGACAUGCAGGACGUGAGAAUGUCUUAUAUCAUGUACGGUGGUCUAAUAAUAAUCGCUGCUGUGGUUUCGCCUACACCUCCCUAUGGGAUCAGUAGUUAAAUGUCAUAGGCUCUUGAUCUCUGCGUAUAUUAUUACAGCCACUCUGGGUGAAGUGGUCUUCUCCACUGUAAAAUUAAUAUGUUGUGUGUUUUUUAGUUUUAACUGGACAUUACGAGCGCGUUCUUCGUAAUUAUAUUCCUCACAGCCUACAGUGAGUAAACGCAGUGAGAAUGGAAUCCCAUCCGCAUGGCUCUGGACCUGCCUUGCAGUUCACAAGCGGUGUUAGUGAAGUAUCAAGACCUGUCCAGACCUUUCAUCUUCGGGACAUCUACAACCCCAAACCACUUCCACAAAGGACCCCGGUGGCAAUUCGGCCACCCAGCCCAAAACCAGGUCCUCCUCAGGAGCCCGUCGUCCGGCGUAGGCCGUCCUGUGAGCCGGAGCCAAAGCCCAUCAUGAGGAGACGGGCGAAAUCUCUCUCCUCCUCCACAGACGAGCAUUCCUGCAGGAACGUGCAGGUCCGCUUCGUUGAUUCCUUAGGGUUGGAACUGGAAGAUGUGAAGUUCUUCAAGGCCAGUGAGGACCCGCUGGUGCCGGUCCACGUCAUCACGAGACUGCUGGCAAGUUCUGAGCUGGCCUCCAGGAAGAAGCUGGAGCUCUCCCUACCCUACUUCCAGCCGUCCUUCCCUGACAAUCUGGGUGCCGAGGCUGGAUUCCUCAAGCGCUUGUGCCAGCAGAGAGUUUGCCUGGAGCAGGUGUUUUGCUCUGAGCUGGGAAUUAUAGGAACCGUGCAAGUGCUGAACGUAGCCUAUGAGAAAGAGGUUAUGGUGCGCUACUCGUUCACAGACUGGAAAAGCAGCGCGGAGAGUAAAGCGAGCUGGACCUGCACCAUCCACAGACACGGGCCUGAUCCAGAGUCAGACAUGUUUCGUUUUCACCUGCCUGUCCCACCUUUCAUCGUGCAACCAGGUGCCAUGCUACAGUUUGCCAUCUGCUUCCGGGUCAGAGGAUUUGAGUACUGGGACAAUAAUGGUGGAUGUGAUUAUAAACUGACCUGCCAGACGUACAAACUGACCGUCCCCAGAGAGUGUGAAGACAGCCUGCUGCAUUUCAUCUGACUCUCCACUCAAGCUGCACUGCGAUACAGACCUACACACACACAAUUCAAGGUUCAUCUGAUAGAGCCACACUUUUGCACAAGCAUUUUAAAAUGGAAGUUAUCAUUAAAAUGGCUCUUAUUUCAGGACUGACUUCCACCCAAGAACAAUUAGCUUGCAAUACCUGAUCGGUUCAGUAUUAUAAUUGCAGGAGGAGACUUUUGUCUUUAAUUGUCUGUUCAAAAAUAGAACAAACUUCAUGCCCAUUAUUUCAAUUCCUUUAGAACUCAGAGCUCGUCUGCUGAGAUAUACUGCACGUUAUAGUGCUCUUUACAUCACUGAAGGGUUAGUUCACUUUCAAAUGAAAAUUAGCCUAAGCUUUAGAUGGCUUGACGAUGAGUAAAGCUUGGGCUGAUUUUCAUUUGAAAGUGAACUAAUCCUUUAACAUCUCUUGGAGAAGUCUUGUUGUGUGUAAGAUUCUUUCUCUAAUUAUGUGAUUGAUUGUCUUGCAUCAGUUUUACAUGCUAAACAUUUUUGGAUUAUUUGGUAACACUUUACAAUAAGGUUCCAUUUGUUAACAUUAGUUAACAUGAACUAACAAUGAGCAGUACAGCAUAUAUUAAUCUUAGUUAACAUUAAUUUCAACAUUUACUAAUACAUUUUUAAAAUCAAAAGUAUCUGUUAACUUUAGUUAAUGCACAGUGACACAAACAUUGAACAAUUGUGGUUUUAGUAACCAACAUUAACAAAAGUUAAUAAAUGUUGUAAAAAAAUAUUGUUCAUUGUUAGUUCAUGUUAGUUAAUGCAUUCAUGUUAAAAAAUGAGAGCUUAUUGUAAAGUGUUACCAAUUAUUUAGUGAGGUUUAGUACAUUUUUUACUCUUGUGUCUAGUUAACAUCUUUUCCUGGUGUGAUAUGUGGAAUUAGACAUUAAUGCACAAGCUGACUUAGCAACUUAUUGUAUUAUGCACUUAUUCGAUUCUAAUGUAUUGCAUGUUACUCAUUUCACCCCAGCAAAACAGGGUUAUUUAUGCUCUUAAAUUUUGCAUAUUUAGAAAAGGAUAAAUUUGAGUGAUCAUUGUUAUUCCCUUGCGUUGCCGCUCUUGUUGACAGAGAUUUCUCCAGGCAGUAAAUGGCAUCUGAGGAAGGCAGUCAAUGCGCUUCUGACUCUACAGCUGUAAGGACACAUGAGAGAAAUGCGAGGUCAGUUCUAAAAAUAUCCAUCGUCUUUAAACCAGUAACAAAACUACUAUAAGCACACCUUCACCUUUGACACAUAGCCUGACAGCUGAGUGUUUAUCUGACAUUCUCUAUUUGAUGUAGAUUAUUCAGCCUGGUUGUGUUUUCUACUGCAAUAUAACUUGAGUAAACCAAAGUAUUCAUCAUUCAUCAAGAUCAUUACCACUAAAUUGAGAGUUAUUGUCCUGUUUUAUGAUUAAAUGUUUGUGAAUUUUUUUAAUUUGUUAUAUUUUAUUUUUAUUUUCUUUCUCUCUGUAAUUGAAUAACAAUAACUGUGAAGGGGUUUGUUGAUAUUCAAAGAGAACCUCUCUGAUUUUCAGCAGUACUGUGAGCGAACACUAGAUGGAGCUGUGAAUCUUGAGGAGCUCAUGCAAGCCGAAUUCUUCCACAUAAGAUUGGGAAAAAGGGACGAUAAAGACAGGCUGAUGUCCACAAUUUUAAAUAUUCUCUGUAAAAAUGAACAAUUUGGAGAACAUAUAUAUUGUAAGUUUUUUUUUUUUUUUAGUUUAGCUUAUUUUAUUUUUUUUAUCUGAAUUUUAGUGUUGGACAAUGUGCAAUAUUACAUAUUCAUAGGCACUACUGAUUAUAUGUAACUGUAUCUGUAUGACAAACUGUUGCCUUAUAUGUCUGCUGAUGUGUGUGAAAUAAACUAGAUGGACCCUUUUCACAUUUCCAGGGUUCUCAGAAGCGGAACUCGUCAUAGUUGGGUAAACUUCUACAGCGGUGAAUGGAGAUGACAGCAAAUAUAAUUUUUGUAUUUUCAUUUGCUGUAAUAGCAAAAGAAAAAAUCUGCAACAGUGUUUCCACAACU